Bombina bombina (fire-bellied toad) is the source of this 2324-nucleotide messenger RNA. RefSeq names its product presenilin 1 (gene PSEN1). NCBI's taxonomy places the organism in Eukaryota, Metazoa, Chordata, Amphibia, Anura, Bombinatoridae. Gene Ontology annotation, molecular function: aspartic endopeptidase activity, intramembrane cleaving; cadherin binding; beta-catenin binding. The coding region runs from base 435 to 1814 and encodes 459 amino acids. The record is from RefSeq and is a predicted model, not a curated record. The transcript has 11 exons. Gene Ontology annotation, biological process: amyloid precursor protein catabolic process; calcium ion transport; smooth endoplasmic reticulum calcium ion homeostasis. Gene Ontology annotation, cellular component: dendritic shaft; ciliary rootlet; cell cortex.
UUCUUCCUCCUCUAAUGCGAUUUGCGUUAGUACAACGUGAGUGACAGCCAGUAGAUACAACGAGACUGGAGUAAUAAUAAACGACAAUACAAAUAAUAACAUAGUAGCUCUCUCAUAACCCUCUUACUAUGAUGACAGGGCUGGCCGUAUGUGAUUGUAAUCUUCCGGGUUGCUAAUCAAAAUAAUAAUAAUAAUACCGCGUCCAGCUCUCUUGUAACCCUCUCACUAUAUGGAUGACUGGGUUGGCCGUAUAUGUGAUCUUCCUGGAUGUGGCCUAAUCCGGAAGUGCUACUGUGUAUCUCAGAUAUUUGACUAGUGGACGCUGGAAAAUUGUGUUGUUUUACAGAGCAAGAUCGUACGGGAAUAGCUUUAUCUAGAUGCCGGGAGGGAGGAUCUAAUUAAAUCUUCAAAUAGAAAACCUCACAACUUUCAUAAUGAAUGAACUCUCGGCGUCUUUAACACACUUUCGGCAAGGACAGAUGACGGAGGAUUUCAUUGAGGGUAACGCGAAUGACAGUAAUGACAGAAGAAGCAAUGAACGCUCGGAAUCUCAGAGCAAUGGGCAGACACAGAGCAGCUCCCAGCAAGUGCUGGAACAGGAUGAUGAAGAGGAUGAAGAAUUGACGUUAAAGUAUGGAGCCAAACAUGUAAUCAUGCUGUUUGUGCCCGUCACACUCUGCAUGGUCGUUGUCGUCGCAACUAUCAAGUCCGUGAGCUUUUACACUCGGAACGAUGGACAGCUAAUUUACACUCCUUUCACCGAAGAUACAGAAACCGUUGGACAAAGAGCUUUAAACUCCAUCCUUAACACAGCCAUUAUGAUAAGUGUAAUCAUUGUCAUGACUAUACUGUUGGUUGUGCUGUACAAGUACAGGUGUUAUAAGGUUAUACAUGGCUGGUUGAUCAUUUCUUCUCUUCUGUUGCUGUUUUUCUUCUCUUUCAUCUAUCUGGGAGAGGUGUUCAAAACCUAUAAUGUUGCCAUGGAUUACUUCACACUGGCCUUGAUGAUCUGGAAUUUUGGUGUUGUGGGCAUGAUCUGUAUUCACUGGAAGGGACCUCUACUCUUGCAACAGGCCUAUCUCAUUAUGAUCAGUGCUCUAAUGGCCUUGGUGUUUAUCAAGUAUCUUCCUGAGUGGACGGCUUGGCUCAUUCUGGCAGUGAUAUCUGUUUAUGAUCUCAUUGCGGUACUGUGUCCAAAGGGACCCCUGCGAAUGCUCGUGGAGACUGCUCAGGAGAGAAAUGAAACUCUGUUCCCAGCCUUAAUUUAUUCAUCUACGAUGAUAUGGUUAGUGAAUAUGGCAGAUGGAAAUUCGGAGAGCAAACAAAGUGUUAACAAGAAACAACAAACCUAUAAUACGCAAGCACCCACUGUCCAGAUACAAAGUGAUGGUGCCAACCACAAUGAUGAUGGUGGAUUUGACACAAAUUGGGAGGAACAUCGGGAUGCCAGAAUCGGGCCAGUGUCAUCUAACCCAGAAUCAAGAGCAGCUAUCCAAGCUCUGCCUAGCAAUUCACCUCCAGCUGAAGAUCCCGAAGAACGUGGAGUCAAGCUUGGUUUGGGAGACUUCAUUUUCUAUAGCGUGCUUGUUGGCAAGGCCUCCGCCACAGCUAGUGGAGACUGGAAUACUACAUUGGCCUGUUUUGUUGCCAUACUAAUUGGUCUGUGCCUUACUCUGCUUCUCCUUGCCAUCUUCAAAAAAGCAUUACCAGCCCUCCCCAUCUCAAUAACUUUUGGACUUGUAUUCUACUUUGCCACAGAUAACCUGGUACAACCAUUUAUGGACCAACUAGCUUUCCAUCAAUUUUAUAUUUGAAUUUAUGGACAAAUAAUUUCUUAGGAUGUCUUGUUGAAGAAAAGCAUUAGCUUUUCCUAUUUUGGAAAACAAGAUAAAAAAAAUAUCUUACUUAUUACAGCUGAGGUUAUCAACAGCUCUGAUUGCAAAUCUGUUCUGCACUGAAGAGGUAAAUGCAUAAGAUGUUAAUCCUGUGGAUCAGGCUAAAAUAAUUUGUCACUGUUUGGUAAGGACAACAUUGCUAUAUGUGCAAAUCCACAUUUAAAGGAAAUUCUGAGUGGUAAAGGAAACCGUGUACACUACUAAUUCAUACACUAUGCAGCCGCAAACUGGUUAAAAGGGAGACAAAAAGACUUUUGGUAAUAAUGUGCAUAGAUGCAUGCACAUAAACGCAAAAGAAUGUCUAAUAAGUAUACAUAAUUGAACUCACUCAUGUUCAGCACAGUGCUGUAAUACAUAGCAAUACCAUUCAAAAUUGCGGUCUUCCAAUAAUAAAACCAACAUUGGGAUCCGCUGAUUAUUCAAGUUUCA